This is a messenger RNA of Diabrotica balteata, 1757 nucleotides long. Lineage: Eukaryota; Metazoa; Arthropoda; Insecta; Coleoptera; Chrysomelidae. The record is from the annotation of a GenBank genome assembly.
CAUAGAGUACACAUGCAGCUGGCAUUUUCCCCAUUGUUUUAGCCGGAAUCGGUAUGUUCGUAGCGAUUUUAAAAAUGUGUCGUGAAGCAUUCAUAAUUCGCAUUGUCACAUGGUCUACGAGUAAAAUUGUUAUUAGUUCAAUAAGGAUCUCUAGAAAGUGACAAAUGAUAUUGUUUUCUAAAGUCUAAUAUUUUCAAAGUAGGAUGACUGUAACAGGUGAUAAAGGAAGUGUGCCAAGAAUUAAGGAUUUCUUACCUCAAGUGUUCGCUGCGCUUUCAGGAUGCCUCUUUGCAAUAUCCGAUGGAAUGACAUACGCCUGGACCUCUCCCAUGGUGCCCUACUUAACUAGCAACAGUAGCCACAUAGAAACAACUCACGCAGAGGCAGAAUGGCUCGAAGCUUGCUACCUAUAUGGAUCUCUCGCUGGAUUACCUCUAACUUUGUAUUCAGUGAACAAAUUCGGCAGGAAGGCCUCAGUGGUAUAUGCGUCAGUGAUGGUGCUUGCCUCUUGGGUACUGAUUGGUUUAGGGGAUAAAAUGAUAUACCUGUUUGUCGGUAGAUUCCUCUCUGGGGCAGCUGCAGACAUGGCAUACGUAGCUUGUCCCAUGUACGUAUCAGAAUUUGCCGAUGAAAGGAUACGAGGUUUUCUAUCCGGAUUGGUCAUGGUAUUGGACCACACUGGCUCGCUUAUACUCUAUGGACUAGGUCCUUUCACUCCUUACUACGUAAUACCUUUAUUAGCUUUUAUAUUGAUAUCCUCCAAUAUGGUCUUACUCGUUUAUUUUGUACCUGAAUCUCCAUAUUUUCUGUUAGACAACAACCGAGUAGAAGAAGCUACUAAGGCUAUAAAAUUUUUUAAGUCGUAUAAAGACACUGAAGAAGAAAUUAAUCAAAUAUCUUUAGCCUUGGAACGAAAGAAGUACAACAGUGGUAGCUUUAGACAAAUACUUUCGAGCAGAUAUAACCGCACAUCUUUAAUGAUUAUAGUAGCAUUAAAUUUGAUUCCACAACUUUUAGGUUACUCAACUAUUGUAAUGAAUUUACACAUAAUCCUAGACUCUGCCCAGACUGUUCAUAUCAACUCGGCUCACGCCGCUAUUCUUUAUGGUGGAAUAAUGUGGAUAGCUUCCAUAUUCUGUUCCAUAUUAGUAGACCGAUUUGGAAGAAAAUUGUUAAUCAUUAUAUCUGCUGUUGUUUCGGGACUUUGUCUAUUUGUUUUAGCUUGCUACUUUCACUUACAAUAUUUAGGAUUCAACGUCGUACCCAUUAGUUGGUUGCCUAUAGCAUCAGUUAUGACGUAUGCUCUCUUUUUCAAAAUAGGCAUCGGCAUCGUUCCUCUCAUAGUCACUGCGGAAAUAGCACCAGAUACUAUCAAAGCCUUCGCAGUAGCUCUUGGUGACGGCUUAUUUAUAGCCGGAGGAAUUAUCUCAGUCCAACUCUACCAGUUUGUUACAAAGGUGACAGGAAUGUUUAUCCCGAUGUACAUAUACUUCCUUUGGGCUAUUGUCUUGUUAAUAUUUACCAUAUUCUACGUACCUGAAACUAAGGGUAAGUCAUUGGAUGAUAUACAGAAAAUGCUACGAAUAUCUGCAGCUGAAGAUCCUGAGACUGUGAAUAACGAGAGAUAUAGAAGAAGAGGUUCUGGACCUGAAAAUGUAUCUUUAGGUCAUAUUUAAUGUGAUUUUGUAUAUUGUGAUACAAAAAUAUUAUAUUGUUUAUUAUUUUUUAUACCAAUAAAAUAGCGUUUUAUUAAUUUA